AAUUAGAACCCGAGGGUUGCGUGCGUGCCCUUCAAACUCCACAACGUCUGCGUCGCGACGAAGCUUCGGCCCCAACGCAAUUCAACAUCCGCGAGAGAAAAUCUUGGGCUUCGUCUCUUUGUUCAUUCGUGUUCUUCUUUUCGUUUCAUUUCUCUCCGUAAUCGAAUCUGCAGAAGGAAUCGAUUCUACCGGAAAACUACGACCGUUGAUCGGAUAAGGCGACGUUUCACGGCGAUCGGCCGUUUCUUGUUUGUAUUCUGCUUCGUUACUGAUGGAGAGCUUGGCGCAAUUGGAGGCCUUGUGCGAGAGAUUGUACAAUUCUCAGGAUUCUGUGGAGAGGGCUCAAGCUGAAAACAGUCUAAGAUGUUUUUCCAUGAAUACGGAUUAUAUAUCCCAAUGUCAAUACAUUCUUGACAAUUCAUCAAAACCUUAUUCCUUAAUGCUUGCUAGCUCAAGUUUGUUGAAGCAAGUGACAGAUCAUACCCUUGCUCUACAGCUUCGUCUUGAUAUCAGGGCUUAUAUUGUGAAUUAUCUGGCCACGAGAGGACCGGAGUUGCAAUCGUUUGUGAUUGCUUCUCUCAUUCAACUACUAUGUCGGCUAACAAAGUUUGGAUGGUUUGAUGAUGAUAAAUUCAGGGAUGUAGUUAACGAAUCAACAAACUUUUUGAACCAGGCUUCCUCAGGUCAUUAUGCAAUUGGCUUGAGAAUUUUGGAUCAACUUGUGCAGGAGAUGAAUCAGCUGAAUCCUGGGCUUCCUUCUACACAUCAUCGGAGGGUCGCGUGCAAUUUCAGGGACCAAUCCUUAUUGCAAAUAUUCCGAAUAGCUUUGACGUCAUUGAAUUAUCUGAAAAAUGAUGCUGCUGGUCAUUUGCAAGAAUUGGUGCUUUCCCUUACCCUUAGGUGUGUAUCAUUUGAUUUCGUUGGAACUUCAAUUGAUGAAAGUUCAGAGGAGUUUGGUACAGUUCAGAUUCCAACUUCCUGGAGGUCAGUAUUGGAGGAUUCUUCUACGCUGCAGAUCUUUUUUGAUUACUAUGCUACCACAGAACCCCCUCUUUCAAAAGAGGCACUUGAGUGCUUGGUGAGGUUGGCUUCUGUAAGACGCUCUUUGUUCACAAAUGAUGCAACACGCUCAAAGUUUUUAGCUCAUCUGAUGACAGGGACGAGAGAAAUUCUACAAACAGGAAAAGGGCUGGCAGACCAUGAUAAUUACCAUGUCUUCUGCCGUCUUCUCGGGCGUUUUAGGUUAAACUAUCAGUUGUCAGAACUUGUGAAGAUGGAAGGUUAUGGUGACUGGAUACAGUUGGUGGCAGAGUUUACGUUGAAGUCUCUUCAGUCGUGGCAGUGGGCCAGCAGCAGUGUGUAUUACCUUCUUGGAAUGUGGUCCAGAUUAGUGGCUUCUGUCCCAUACUUGAAGGGUGAUUCACCGAGUCUACUCGAUGAAUUUGUGCCUAAGAUUACAGAGGGUUUUAUCAUAUCCAGGUUCAAUUCUGUACAGGCUGGAAUCCCUGAUGAUCCAACUGAUCAUCCAUUGGAUAAAAUUGAAGUCCUGCAGGAUGAGCUGGAUUGCUUUCCUUACCUCUGUAGAUUUCAGUAUGAAAGGUGUGGCCUGUAUAUAAUAAACACUAUGGAGCCUCUUCUGCAAUCAUACACGGAAAGAGCACAGUUACAGAUUGCCGACAACUCUGAACUGGCACUUAUCGAAGCUAAAUUGUCCUGGCUUGUGCAUAUUGUUGCUGCCAUUGUUAAGAUAAAGCAGUGCAGUGGCUGUAGUGUGGAGACACAAGAAGUGCUUGAUGCUGAACUUUCUGCCCGUGUUUUGCAACUAGUAAAUGUUAUGGACAGUGGGCUCCACAGGCAGAGGUAUGGUGAAAUAAGUAAGCAAAGGCUUGAUCGAGCAAUUCUUACCUUCUUCCAGAAUUUCCGAAAGUCUUACGUUGGUGAUCAGGCCAUGCAUUCAUCAAAACAGUUGUAUGCCAGAUUGAAGGAUCUUCUUGGACUCCACGAUCAUCUAAUGUUGCUAAACGUGAUUGUUGGAAAGAUUGCAACAAAUUUAAAGUGUUACACAAUGAGUGAGGAGGUCAUUGAUCACACGCUAAGUUUGUUUCAGGAGUUGGCAUCUGGAUAUAUGACUGGGAAGCUGCUUUUGAAACUGGACACCGUGACAUUUAUUAUUGCAAAUCACACUAGGGAGCACUUCCCAUUCUUAGAAGAGUAUAGAUGCUCUCGCAGCAGGACAACCUUUUACUAUACAAUUGGUUGGUUGAUUUUCAUGGAGGAUAGCCCUGUAAAGUUCAAGGCUUCUAUGGAACCACUAAAGCAGGUUUUCCUUACUUUGGAGUCAACACCUGAUUCACUCUUUCGCUCUGACGUGGUAAAGUUUGCUUUGAUCGGAUUAAUGAGGGAUUUAAGAGGAAUUGCAAUGGCCACGAGCAGUCGAAGAAGCUAUGGUCUUUUAUUUGAUUGGCUUUAUCCGGCGCACAUGCCACUUCUUUUGAGAGGGAUCUCGAAUUGGUUUGACACACCGGAGGUUACAACCCCAUUGUUGAAGUUCAUGGCUGAGUUUGCACUAAACAAAGGCCAACGUCUCACGUUUGACUCCUCUUCUCCCAAUGGCAUCCUUCUGUUCCGGGAAGUCAGUAAACUAAUUGUGGGUUAUGGUUCAAGGAUUUUGGCUCUUCCAAAUGUUGCGGACAUAUAUGCCUACAAGUACAAGGGAAUAUGGAUUUCACUGACAAUUUUAUCAAGAGCUCUUAAUGGAGGUUAUUGCAACUUCGGUGUGUUUGAACUGUAUGGUGAUCGAGCUCUGGCAGAUGCACUUGAUAUCUCUUUAAAGAUGACACUAUCAAUACCCUUGGCCGAUAUAUUAGCGUACCGUAAGCUUACAAAGGCGUACUUUGGAUUCUUGGAUGUUUUGUUCAGCCAUCAUAUCAUCUUCAUAUUGAAUCUCGAUACUCCCACCUUUAUGCAUAUAGUAGGUUCCCUUGAGUCUGGUCUUAAGGGAUUGGACACAAGUAUUUCAUCUCAGUGUGCAAUAUCUGUAGAUUAUCUUGCUACAUUUUACUUCAACAACAUCACCAUGGGGGAUGCACCCUCUACACCUGCGGCUCUGCGCCUUGCACAGCACAUUGUGGACUGCCCUAAUUUGUUUCCCGAGAUAUUGAAGACACUGUUUGAGAUUGUUUUAUUUGAGGACUGUGGCAAUCAAUGGAGCCUCAGCAGGCCAAUGUUAAGCCUAAUUCUCAUAAGCGAACAGAUUUUCUCUGACCUGAAGGCUAAGAUCCUUGCUUCACAGGCAGUGGAUCAACAGCAGAGACUGGCUGUAUGUUUCGAUAAUCUCAUGGCAGACAUUACACGCAGCUUAGAUUCGAAGAACAGGGACAAGUUCACCCAGAACUUGACGCUUUUCAGACAUGAAUUCCGUGUCAAAUAGGAUACUUACAACAGAUCUCCUCGCCAAAAAACAAACAACCGGCCGACCCCUUUAACUGUAUCCGUGGGUGGUAACAGAAGAUGCCUUGAGCUACAGGUGCAGAGGGGACAAAAAGGUUUUGUUUCUGUUGGAGCACAGUUUACUAAAGUUUGUGGCAUUUGUACAGUUGUUUUUUCCUCUGUGGAGGAAAGGUAAGAAGAAAGUACACAAAACUUUUGUGGGAGAGUUUUGGACGGUGGCAUUUUACAAAUUGUAGUUUCAAGUUUCAAUCACCUCCGGGGUGGAAUCAUUCGUUGAACAGAUGGGAGAAAAAAAAGAGUGUAAAAGCACUGUUGGUAGGUGUUGGUGGUUAUUAUUUUAACAAAGUGUGUGUGGGUUUAGGGAUACUGCAUAUUCUUUGUAUUGGGGUUUGUGAUUUGGUGAAGGAAUGACCAAGACGUCUGAGUCUAAUUUGUAGAACCGAAUGAAAAUGCAAAUUACUCUGUUUCCCCUUUUUUGUAUGGAAAUGUUGCAUGUA
Molecule: messenger RNA, 3947 nt
Organism: Tarenaya hassleriana
Lineage: Eukaryota; Viridiplantae; Streptophyta; Magnoliopsida; Brassicales; Cleomaceae
Product: exportin-7
Exons: 29
Coding region: 272-3430 (1052 amino acids)
Biological process (GO): protein export from nucleus
Cellular component (GO): cytoplasm; nuclear pore
Molecular function (GO): nuclear export signal receptor activity; small GTPase binding
Source: RefSeq, a predicted model, not a curated record